AAUACAUUAGCCAACAAAAACAACUUAUAAAUACUUGUCCCAUCGUAUUUUUUUUCACCUUGUCUUCCAUUCUUCAUUCCAAGAAAUUGCAGCUUCACAAUAUAGAACCUGUACCCGUGAAGAAUGGGAGGCGGUAAGAAUAAAGGCCAAUUUGGUUAUCCAGGACAAUAUCCUCCACAACCUGGAGCUUACCCUCCACAAGGCUAUCCUCCUCAAGGGUAUCCACCCGCUCAAGGAUACCCACUUGCUCAAGGAUAUCCUCCGCAAGGAUAUCCACCAGCCAGUUAUCCUCCUGCACAAGGAUAUCCACCGGCUGGUGGCUAUCCUCCACAAGCGUAUCCCCCAGCCGGUGGAUAUCCUCCACAAGGUUAUCCCCCGGCUGGUGCAUAUCCUCCACAAGGAUAUGCUCCAGCAGGUUACCCUCCGCACCAAGCAGGGCAUGGAAACAUGGGAUUGGUAGCUGGAAGCAUGGCAGCCGCGGCGGCUGCCUAUGGUGCAGCACAUGGUGCUGCAAGUCAUGGACGCGGCGGUUAUUAUGGUCAUGGAAAAUACAAGCAGGGCAAAUAUAAGGGUGGCAAGAAGUUUGGCAAGAAAUUUGGAAAGAAAUUCAAGAAGUGGAAAUAAGCUAGAAUUUCAGGUUUUGUGUAUAUCAUCCUGAUUUUGCUAUUUACUGUAGAUAAAUUCUUGUACUAUUUUCCGAAUUAUGAGUAGUACAUUAUUGGCCUUGGAGCUGUCUGUUAUGGAGGAGAAUUUGAAAUUUGACUCAUUUUUCUUUGAGGUAUAUUACGAUUAGUAAAGUGAUCAAA
This is a messenger RNA of Lycium barbarum (goji berry), 806 nucleotides long. RefSeq lists its product as uncharacterized. The record is from RefSeq and is a predicted model, not a curated record. NCBI's taxonomy places the organism in Eukaryota, Viridiplantae, Streptophyta, Magnoliopsida, Solanales, Solanaceae. The coding region runs from base 124 to 624 and encodes 166 amino acids. The transcript is spliced from 3 exons.